Tricharina praecox is the source of this 894-nucleotide messenger RNA. RefSeq lists its product as uncharacterized. Bases 317 to 781 code for a protein of 154 amino acids. Lineage: Eukaryota; Fungi; Ascomycota; Pezizomycetes; Pezizales; Pyronemataceae. The record is from RefSeq and is a predicted model, not a curated record. The transcript has a single exon.
CCCCUUCUGGCGCUGCGAGUAACGGUGGAGUCCGGCGGGUGCCACGGCUUCCAGUACACGAUCUCGCUGUCAGACAAGGUGAAUCCCGCCGAGGAUUCGUUGUUUACCGAUGAGGAGACUGGCGCCAGGGUUGUGCUUGACGAGCCGAGUUUGGAGUUGCUCAAGGGGUCCACGGUGGAUUACACCCAGGAGCUGAUUGGGAGUCAGUUUGUGGUCAAGAACCCGCUUGCCACAAGUAGUUGUGGGUGUGGGACUAGUUUUGAUAUUGCUGGGCUGUAGGAGGAGGUUGGAUGGGGAUAGUGGCUGCAGAGAAGAGAUGGCUGUGGCUUUUUUUUCUGGAGGGUUUUUUUUUUCUUCCACGGUUUUACAUAGACGGCGUUUUCUCUCUCCUUUUGGUCUCGGUCGUCUCUUGGAGGCGGCGUGUACUCUACAGCUUUAUACCGUUUCGAUAGUCGCCAUUUCCAGGGCUGGAGGGAUCUUUGCCGGUGUCGGCGUCGACGGCGGACGUCGAGAUGGCAGUGAUGGUUUGCUCGGUUUCCAACCACUCAUCACAGAUGCUCGUAUCCCCAUCACCAGACUGACUCCAUUCCUUCCCCAUCCGCCCUCCUGUUUCUUGAAACCUCCUCCCUCCGCAGUCUUUCCCCUAGGUACUCUCCAUCAGAACAUCCAGCAACCCAAUCCCAAAUCCUCAGCAAUCGUGACCAAAAGGCCACCAAACGAAAGCCCUCCUCUGUCGAAAAGUAAAGCCCCAGGCCGAAUAAACGAAACGCACGCUAUAUAAACAAAAUCAAGCGAACUCCGAGGAAAAAACAAAACAAACGCAUGCUAAGUAGACGCAAAAAGCAACAGCAAAGAAAUGAAAACCACAAGAAGCCCGAGACCAUAAACAUAUCG